Messenger RNA from Tarenaya hassleriana, 733 nucleotides. RefSeq lists its product as uncharacterized. The transcript has a single exon. The coding region runs from base 72 to 689 and encodes 205 amino acids. Lineage: Eukaryota; Viridiplantae; Streptophyta; Magnoliopsida; Brassicales; Cleomaceae. The record is from RefSeq and is a predicted model, not a curated record.
GCCCCGCCCUCACCCCCCACACUCGAAGAGAAAAGGCUUCCUUCGGCUCUCAGUCACUCGCUCACACACCAAUGGCGAUGGCUUCCGUUGCAGCAUUCUCACUCCUCCUCCUCCUCCUUCUCUCUCUCUCCUCCCUUUCCUUCUCUCUAAAUCUCCACCGUCCAAUCCCAUCAUCAUCCGACGGUCACCAGAUCCUCUCCCUCUCCUUCACCUCCUUGUCCUUCGCAGAUCUCGACCUUCCAUCUUCCUCCUCCUCCGCCGCCGCCGCCGACGUCCACGAUCUUCUCCCGUCGUACGGAUUUCCGAGAGGUAUUCUCCCUUCCAAUGUGAAGUCUUUCUCUCUCUCUAACGACGGCGACUUCACCGUCAAGCUUCAUUCCGAUUGCUACGUCAGAUUCGGCGACGAGCUCGUCUUCUACGACAAGAAAAUCUCCGGGAAGCUCAGCUAUGGAUCCGUGAAGGACGUCGAAGGAAUCCAGGCGAAGAAGCUCUUCGUUUGGGUGCCCGUUACGGCCAUGGAGUCGGAUCAGCAUUCGGGCAUGAUAGUGUUCUCCGUCGGGUUCUUGUCGGAGAAGCUGCCGGCGAAGCUGUUCGAGGAUGUUCCGUCUUGUAUGAACAAAUCAGCUCUCGAGCACGAAUCUGGGUUGGUUCAAUCCGUUCCCGAUUCAGGUUCUGUUGCUUCAAUGUAAUGAACCGACUUAACUCACGAAUAAAGAUUUAUCCUUUGCUUCCA